Molecule: messenger RNA, 954 nt
Organism: Hyalella azteca
Lineage: Eukaryota; Metazoa; Arthropoda; Malacostraca; Amphipoda; Hyalellidae
Exons: 4
Coding region: 49-954 (301 amino acids)
Source: RefSeq, a predicted model, not a curated record
GAUAAUAAUUAACAUAUUACAGAGAUAGUUACUAGAUAUACACUACAUAUGACCUAUAAUACAGAGAACAUGUUGGUGAUGACGGUCACAACCUUCAUCACCUCCACCAUCCUCACUACCUACUCCAACCCGGUUGCUGCAGCGACGUCCGCGCUGCAGCCUCAGCUAGCGGAGAUCCACAGGCUUCCUAAGACCCUGCAGGAGGUUUUGUCCCGGGGGUUAACAGGUUCUGACCCCCACGGGCCCGAACACGAGGGGGGCUUCAAGGUGGUGAUGGGGCAACCUCGUCCAGGAGAGUCCCCAAUCUACUAUAUCAAGCUGCCCCCCACCCCCCGUUUCUACUCCUACUCUCCUCCAUACAAGAACAGGAUCGGCAAACAGAUCCCCAUGAACUUCACCAUCAACGGUAAGCCUAAGAAAGUUUACCAUUGGAACUUGCCGUACCGCAAGAAAGUUGCCGAGUAUCGUCGUCUGCUGAGUGCGCCGUUCCACCCCUUCAACCACCGAUCUUCUGCCGACACUUUCGGUACUUUCAUCACUAAGCAAGAGUUGGCCGUACCUAAGCCCAUCACGGACCUGGCUUUGCCUUCACUAAACACUAAUCCAAUUAGGAACACUGAGCUCAAGACUGAUGACUCUGAAGACAAUGUUGAAACAAAGAUAUUUGAAUCUAGAAAUGUGCGGAGGAAGUUAAACAGUGACGUCAUCGUUGAACACGAGAUUGGCGAAAAAGAGUCAAAAAAAUUAUUAGCAACUGAAACGAGUGCGACAAAUACUGCAGGUGGUCAUAGUAGCCCACAAACUGAUCUUAAAACACCUGCAGUCAGUAUAGACAAGCAGGGCAGGGACAUCGAAAAGCCUCCGAGUAUCAAUGGUGAGGUUGAAACUCGUUUUCAAACACCACUCACUCACGCCAUCUACAAAACUGGAGGCGGAAAUUGUGGCUUCCCGUAG